AGAAGCUCUUUUGCGUAGCGCAUCUGUAUGCUCGGAAACACGGCGCUGGGGUGUGUUUGUGUGCGGCGUUCUGGCGAUGUGUCAGAGAGAUCCGCUGGCUUUAUUCUCACACGGUCCCGUUUUAUCUGCCCGACCUUUUAAAGUAAUCUGCUUUUAGAUUUUCUUUACGAAUGCAGUGUGUGGGGCAUAGAGUUCCACCCACAUAUAACACAUUAGAGAAGUAGCCAAAUCAUUCAGAGUUCAGUGGCUUCAAGAAAAGCAUGGCACAGAUAGAGGAAACCCACACUGAGGGGGAGAGCAGCCCUCAGAUGGUCUCCGUAAGAUCAGAUGUGUCAGCGAGCCAGGGGAACGAUGGAGAAGCGGGGCCAUCUAUGAGGAGGAAGAGGAAGAAGAAGAAAGAGCCACGUCCCGAGUCCAUCAUUGUGUAUCGCUCCGACAUCGAGAGAGCACCAGGAGAGGAGCAGAGCGGUGAGGAGGGAGGAGAAAGGAGCACAGAGGAGGGGGCAAAGUUCCUGGGAACACCUACAGGAGAAGGAGGGGACUGGAACCUUCCUCCAGACAGCCGGUACGUGACCCUUACCGGCACCAUCACUCGAGGAAAGAAGAAGGGCCAGGUGGUGGACAUUCACGUCACUUUGACAGAGAGGGAACUCAGGGAUCUGGCCAAGUCGAGGGAGCGUCUCAACGCAGAGUGCGAGGCAGGGGAAGGGUCCAAACGUAGCUGUACCUUCGGAGUGUGCCAGGGACCCCACGUGGUGCUGUGGAGCAUCUCCUGCGCUCCUGUGGUCUUCCUCCUUUCCUUCAUCACCUCCUUCUACUACGGCACUCUCACCUGGUACAACGUCUUCCUAGUGUACAACGAGGAGCGGACGUUCUGGCACAAGAUCACCAUUUGCCCCUUUCUCAUCAUCUUCUACCCCGUGCUCAUCAUGCCAGUGGCGCUGUCUCUGGCGCUGUACUCAGCCGUGGUGCAGGUGUCCUGGGCCUUCAGCGAGUGGUGGCAGGUGGUGCGGGACCUGGAGAAAGGCUUUUGCGGCUGGGCCUGUGGGAAGUUGGGUCUGGAGGACUGCUCGCCUUACAGCAUCGUGGAGUUGCUCGACUCCGACACGGUUUCUGGGACUCUGCAGAGCAAGGCACCCAGUGAGCUCGCCCAGACGUCAUCGGUUUGAGGGAGCAGACUGUGGCAUUGUGGCACAUGCGGUGCUUGCAGUGGUAUUCGUAGGCUUUUUUUUAACAUUUUGUCAGGUUACGACCACAAACUUCAAUGUAUUUUAAGUUUUAUUUGUUAAAAACAAAUAAGGCCAACUUUUGUUGCACUUAAAUCUGCAGAUCUUUUAGUAAUAUCAUCUUUAUUGUCAUUGAAACAUACAUUACAACGAAAUUUGUUCUCUGCUUUUAACCC
Molecule: messenger RNA, 1402 nt
Organism: Fundulus heteroclitus (mummichog)
Lineage: Eukaryota; Metazoa; Chordata; Actinopteri; Cyprinodontiformes; Fundulidae
Gene: tmem169b
Product: transmembrane protein 169b
Exons: 3
Coding region: 261-1169 (302 amino acids)
Source: RefSeq, a predicted model, not a curated record